CAAAUAUCUUGUUCUUUUUCCCUCUUUUCAGUCUCAGUCUCCACUUUCUGAGAAGAGGGCCAAAUUAGAGUUAGAUUAUUAGGGUUUAACCGUUCCUCCCCUUCCUUUUCACCAUAAUCAACAUCAACCUCUUCCAAAUCCCAAUGGAUCCGACCAAGAAGCGCAAGCUCGACGAGAACGGCUUCAUCAACAACGACUCCUCCGAGCCCCUCAAGCUCUCCCCCUCCGACGCCCGCAAGCUCAUCGAGCGCUUCACCACUGACCAGCUCCUCGACAUCCUCCAGGACACGGUGGCGCGCCACCCCGACGUCCUCGCAGCCGUGCGCGCUGUCUCAGACCCCGACGUCUCCCAGCGUAAGCUCUUCAUCCGCGGCCUCGGCUGGGACACCACCACCGACGGCCUCCGCUCCCUCUUCUCCACCUACGGCGACCUCGAGGAGGCCGUCGUCAUACUCGACAAGGCCACCGGCAAGUCUAAGGGCUACGGCUUCGUCACCUUCCGCCACGUUGACGGCGCGCUCCUCGCCCUCCGCGAGCCCAGCAAGCGCAUCGACGGCCGCGUCACCGUCACGCAGCUCGCCGCCGCCGGAAACUCUGCGUUGAACGCCAACGCCGUCGACGUGGCUCUCCGUAAGAUCUACGUCGCCAACGUGCCGCCAGACCUCCCCGCGGACAAGCUUCUUGCACACUUCUCCGUCUACGGUGAAAUCGAAGAAGGACCGUUAGGGUUUGAUAAACAGACUGGAAAAUCGAAAGGGUUUGCUUUGUUUGUUUACAAGUCUCCAGAGGGGGCAAAGGCUGCGUUGAUAGAUCCAAUGAAGACUGUGGAAGGGAGGCAGUUGAGUUGUAAGUUGGCGAUUACUGAUGGGAAGCAAGGGAAGCGGUCCGGGCCGGACUCGGGCCAGGCCCAUCAUGGGAAUGUUCAGCACGGGCAUGGGGAUGGUGUGGGAGCAGGAAUGGGGAUACCUCCGAAUUCGGGGUCGGGGUCGGGGCCCGGGCAGUAUGGUGGGCCCGGGCAUUACGGGCCUACGGUUGGGAUGGGCUCUUAUGGUGGUUUUGGUGGGCAGCCACCGAUGGGCAAUAAUAACCAUCCUCUGAAUUCGUCGAAUCCGGUACCAGGUUCUAUGGCAGGUGCUGGUGGCUAUGGUGGUGGGAUGGGUGGGCCAUAUGGUGGAUACGGUGGUGGGCCGGGAUCAACGGGCUUUGCUGGUGCUGGUGGGAUGGGAGCAGGAGGUGGAGGUGUUGGGGGCGGCGGGCUUGGUGGUGCUGGCGGUGGUUCUAUGUAUAGAUUGCCAGGCUCGGGUGGAAUGCCUGCUGGUGGUGGAGGUUAUCCGGAUAGUGGACACUAUGGUUUAUCAGCUUCAUCUGGGUACCAGAAUCAGCACCACCCUCCUUCUGGGGCUUCACCUGUGCCUAGGGUUCCGCCCAUGUAUCCCAACGUGCCCCCUUACUACUGAAGAGGGUUUAGUUUGUUUUGCUGGUUGAUGACGAAGGCCUUUGCAUCAUCUUCAGUGUUUUGGCAUAAGAUUGUUGAUUGCUAAUGUGGAGACUGGAUGAGAAACAUACUGUGUCUAACACUCUUUACUUGAGCCCAGCAUUAUGUUUAUAACGAUAAAGAAAGCUUGAGAGAUUGAUGAACAUCUUCGCUUCCUUCCGCUUAUUGUACACAAAUCCUUUUAGUGUUUAGGGUUUGAAAAUAAAUGCAUUCUUAAAUCUAACGAGAUGAUGAAAUUGAAAGGGCAACCUGGUGCUUUUAAACUCUUGCCUUGACAUGAUCCAAGUGUUGCACCCAUUAUGGAUCAAAUAUAGGCAGCCUUAACUUGCAUUUGCAAGAGACUGAUUCUAGAGUCAAACUUGUGACCCUUGAUUUCAUACUGAAACAAGGCUCUCCUAAAUCUGAGAUUAUAUUUACUCAAUUUUAUAGUAGUUUGAUCUUGGAUAUGGAUUAUUCAGUGAUUCUUUUUUGUUUUCUCUGAACUUGUCCCACAAUUUGUUAUCUGGAUAUUUAUUUUUGCUUCCAUGCCCUUUCUUCUCUCCUAAUUAAGCUGCAGCAUAAUUUCACGUUUGU
This is a messenger RNA of Glycine soja, 2068 nucleotides long. Its product is annotated as UBP1-associated protein 2C-like. Gene Ontology annotation, molecular function: RNA binding. The record is from RefSeq and is a predicted model, not a curated record. The transcript is spliced from 2 exons. Lineage: Eukaryota; Viridiplantae; Streptophyta; Magnoliopsida; Fabales; Fabaceae. The coding region runs from base 144 to 1457 and encodes 437 amino acids.